Colletotrichum spaethianum is the source of this 567-nucleotide messenger RNA. Its product is annotated as transmembrane 9 superfamily member 1. NCBI's taxonomy places the organism in Eukaryota, Fungi, Ascomycota, Sordariomycetes, Glomerellales, Glomerellaceae. The transcript has 3 exons. The record is from RefSeq and is a predicted model, not a curated record. Bases 1 to 567 code for a protein of 188 amino acids. Gene Ontology annotation, cellular component: mitochondrial outer membrane.
AUGACAACCUUCAUCCCGGCCCUGACCUUGCCCCACCAGGUCUUCGAGAAUGCUGCGGCCUCGAUCCUGCUCCCCAUAGCUUUGGGAACCGCCGUCGGCUAUUCCACGCGACACCUAUGGCGCAAUCAAGAACCCCCCUACCGCCCUCCUCCUUGGGUCUUCGGUCCGGCCUGGACCCUCCUCUACGGUCUGAUGGGCUACGCCGCUCACCGUGCCGUAAACACCGGCCUCUCCCCGUUCUCCUCUAUAGAGCACAUCAACAUGACGAAGCAGGGCGCGACCCUCUACACCAUCCAGCUGGGCCUCAAUCUUAUCUGGAUGCCUCUUUUCUUCGGUUUCAAGCGCCCCAUUGAGGCCACCGUCGAUAUUGUCGCCCUUCUCGGCGUCAACACCUACCUGACCUACCUCUGGGGCUCCGUCGACGCCGUCGCCGGCGCUUGCCUCGUCCCCUACCUCGGCUGGCUCUCCUUCGCCACCUACCUUUGCGCGGGCGCAGGAUACUUGAACGACUGGGAUCUCAAGGGCGCCGAGGAGCGCGCUGCCGCCGCAGCGGACAAGAAGCAGUAG